Molecule: messenger RNA, 645 nt
Organism: Sporothrix brasiliensis 5110
Lineage: Eukaryota; Fungi; Ascomycota; Sordariomycetes; Ophiostomatales; Ophiostomataceae
Product: MADS-box transcription factor, other eukaryote
Exons: 3
Coding region: 1-645 (214 amino acids)
Biological process (GO): positive regulation of transcription by RNA polymerase II
Molecular function (GO): RNA polymerase II cis-regulatory region sequence-specific DNA binding; protein dimerization activity; DNA-binding transcription factor activity, RNA polymerase II-specific
Source: RefSeq, a predicted model, not a curated record
AUGGCCGACAUCGUGGAUCAGCACGACCAGGCUACGCCUACCGACCUCGAGGAGUCCCAGUCUGUUGGUAACGGCAAUGCUGGGGCCGAGAGCCGUGGCACCAAACGCCCACGCCCAAGCGCAGUCGACGACGACGACGACGAUGAUGAGAAAGGCGGCCGCGAGCGUCGCAAGAUCGAGAUCAAGUUCAUCAGUGAUAAGUCUCGUCGUCACAUCACAUUCUCGAAGCGGAAGGCUGGUAUUAUGAAGAAGGCAUACGAGCUUUCUGUCCUCACCGGCACCCAAGUCCUGUUGCUUGUUGUCUCAGAAACUGGCCUCGUGUACACUUUCACCACACCGAAGUUGCAACCUCUCGUCACUAAGGCUGAGGGGAAGAACCUCAUUCAGGCCUGCCUCAACGCCCCCGAACCCACGACCGCCGGCGAUAACGGCGUUGACGAGCCCAACCAGGUCGACAGCCCUGAGGAGUCUGGCUCCGGCCACCUCGCGUCACAGCAGAACCGUGGUCUACCCCAGAGCGCACAUAUGGCCCCCGGAUAUAUGCCGAACGUGUCUAUGGACCCGAACCAGGCUCUGGCAUAUGGCAAUUACGUUCAGCGUAACAACCAGUACGCUCUGCCGCAGCAUUCGGCCCACCAAUCAUAA